Molecule: messenger RNA, 3170 nt
Organism: Plectropomus leopardus (leopard coralgrouper)
Lineage: Eukaryota; Metazoa; Chordata; Actinopteri; Perciformes; Serranidae
Gene: pink1
Product: PTEN induced kinase 1
Biological process (GO): positive regulation of mitochondrial fission; regulation of apoptotic process; protein phosphorylation
Cellular component (GO): mitochondrion
Molecular function (GO): ATP binding; protein serine/threonine kinase activity
Source: RefSeq, a predicted model, not a curated record
CAUCACCGUCCUUGUUGGAGAAGCAGCCGGGAACUGCCUGGUAGAAACGGGCUUAUUUUUAACAGCUUAAGUUACCUUUUUGGGUAAAUUAUGUCUGUGAAACACGCUAUCAGCCGAGGGCUAGAGUUGGGCCGGUCGGUCUUUCAGCUGGGUCUCCUAAAAUCCGGUGGCCGAGUCGCAGCAAAGCUCCGAGCUGACCGUUUUCGUGUAGGCCCGUCGGUCCGCACCGUUCAGCCUCAGGCUUUCCUGCCGUCUCGGUACCGCUACUACCGCACCUCUCUGCGGGGCCUGGCAGCCCAGCUGCAGUCCGCCGGCUUCAGGCGGAGAUUCACCGGAGCGUCCCCGAGAAACAGGGCCGUGUUUCUGGCUUUUGGUCUCGGUGUGGGGCUCAUCGAACAACAGCUGGAGGAUGACAGAAAGACUGUGGCGACAUGUGAGGAGAUCCAGGCGGUGUUUAGGAAGAAAAGGUUCCAGAGCCCACUCAAGCCGUUCACCUCUGGAUAUAAAUUGGAGGAUUACAUCAUUGGGAAUCAGAUCGGGAAAGGCUCCAAUGCUGCUGUGUACGAGGCUGCAGCUCGGUUUGCUCCGCAGAAGGAGAGUAACGUCGAGAACUCUUUUGUGCAGCUGAGAGAGAGGAGGAGGAGGGAGGAGGAGGAGGAAGGAGAGAAGGCUCGAUCUCUGACAUGCUGCUCGCUGAGAACCUUCCCCAUGGCGAUCAAGAUGAUGUGGAACUUUGGGGCAGGAUCGUCAAGCGAGGCGAUAUUAAGAUCCAUGUCGCAGGAGCUGGUGCCUGCCGGCCCCCUGGCCUUAAAGCAGGAAAAAGGACAGCUCACUCUGGAUGGACAUUUUGGAGUCCUGCCCAAAAGAGUGUCGGCACAUCCUAAUGUGAUCAGAGUGCACCGGGCUUUCACAGCGGACGUCCCUUUGCUACCGGGUGCCCAAGAAGAGUAUCCCGAUGUGCUGCCCGCCAGGCUUAACCCGGCUGGCCUGGGCAACAAUCGCACUCUUUUCCUCGUCAUGAAGAACUACCCCGGCACGCUGCGACAGUACUUGGAAAAGUCCUCACUGGGCGGCAGGCAGAGCUCCCUGAUGGUGCUGCAGCUCCUCGAGGGGGUCGACCACCUCUGCAGACAGGGUGUCGCUCACAGGGAUCUCAAAUCGGACAACAUACUGUUGGAGUUUGACUCGGAGGGUUGCCCUCGUUUAGUCAUCGCUGACUUUGGCUGCUGCCUGGCCCAGAGUGACUCCAACCUACAGCUGCCCUUCAACAGCAUGUGGGUCAGCAGAGGAGGGAACGCCUCCCUGAUGGCCCCUGAGGUGGCCUCUGCAGUUCCAGGCUGUGGUGUGGUGAUUGACUACAGCAAGGCGGAUGCCUGGGCUGUGGGGGCCAUCUCUUAUGAGAUAUUCGGCCAGAAUAACCCGUUCUAUCGUCCGGCGGGACUGCAGAGCAGGAGUUACCAGGAGAAGCAGCUUCCACCUCUGCCCUCCAGCGUUCCAGCUGAUAUGCAGCUCGUGAUCGGAUUACUCCUCAGGAGGAACCCAAGCAAGCGUCCCAGUGCCCGUGUGGCAGCUAACAUGCUACAUCUCAGCCUCUGGGGACGAAAGGCUCUGGCCAACCAGGACAGCGUUGGCAUAAAGAAGCUAGUUGAUUGGCUGCUGUGCCAGUCUGCUGUGGUUCUCCUGAGGGGCUGCAGUGGACCCAGCGGGAACACGGUGGAGGCGGAGCUUCAGAGGAGCUUCCUGUCUAACCUGGACCUGGAGGAGCUGCGUACGGCUGUGGGCUUCCUCCUGUACGGGCGGGAGCAGCGUCAGGCCAGCAUACUGUCUGCAUAGAUUCACUCUUACUCAUUCAGACACAUAGAUUAAGAGUUGCUAAAAUGUAAAGACUGGAAGUUUAGGGAUAAAACUUGCUUUAAUUUUCAGUGAGACAUCUUUGUAAUAUUUACAGACCUGAAACUCAAAUCUAAUGGCUGUUGAAGGAAACUCCACUGACACUGUCCUCUUAGACUGUUGUGCAUCAUUUGUGACUGUCAGUGUCUUCCAGCAGUUUUUCUGAAUUAUCAAAUAGUGUAAUUCACUCCUAAACUAGUGCUGUCCAAUAUUGUUGAAUUUCCUGAUCUGAAUUUCCCACAGUGUCUGCACAAACUCAGCAUUUCUGCAGGAUCAGCAGGAGUUAAAUCAAAGUGCUGCUUAUGCCCCUUUUUUAAAAAAAAAAAAAAAAGCGACCAAUCUUGUGGGUGCAUUGCAUCACCAACAAUUGAGACUACUUUGCUUGGAGAAAAAAAAAUCUUGAUGUUUUCUAUAAUUAAUAUCUCUGUAAACGAUUGUUGUUUGUGAACACCAAACAACUAAAUUAGCCAUAAAAAUGUAAGUUUAUUUAGGAGUGGAUAUUUUCUUUUACGAGCUCUGAUACACUUUUUUAGAUAUUUGCCAAGAAAGACUACGCACUAUAUUAAUUACCUAUUUGCUUGAUUUAAAUGGGUCUGAGCAGAAGUACUGGACUGAUAAGGUUAAGGACAAUGCAGAUAUUUUACCAAAAAAAUGAAACAACAUACUGUAUAUGUUAGACCCUACUGUGUAGGGUGAUAAUAAGUUUGACAUAUUCACAGGUAACGUCAUGUGGCCCUUAAACAGCUAGUUGUCCAUCAGAUUGUCAGCUGUGAACUGGUUGGGUGUCGGUGUAAAUUUGUGAGGCAAACAAUCACUUAUUCAGCCCGUUCUGCACAACGUCAAAACCUCCCCAACAGGUUACGACAAAGUUAUCACAGUGAUGACGGUAGAUGGGAUUAUGCAGAUUGUUGUUGUGAUUUUGGUUUGUUUUUGUUCCUGUGGUUUGCACUUUAUGUUCAUGUUUGCACUCGCUCAGAGCCUUUGUUAUGGCUCACUGGUGUUAGUUGCCAGCUUAACUAUAAUAGAUUCAGAAAAAUUCUAUUUAAAAAUGAUGAUUUGAACAGAGUGAAUUUAGCCCAUCACACUUCUAUCACUGAACUGUUAUCAGAACUUGCAUCAUAUUAGAAUAAGUAGGUUAUCCUAAUCAUGUGGACAGUGAGGAAUACAAGAAGUAGAGUGUGUAUGUUUUCAUACUGAAGAUGGUGAGACAUAUUUUGGAUAUUUGUAGAUUUUUCUGCUGAGUUUUAGAAUAAAAGUAUUGGUCUGAAAAGAGCACUGAA